AUGAAAUCGAUGGUGGUGUUCUUCGCUCUUUGCGCUGUGGCGUGCGGUUCCCUGGUGGCACAGCCCCCACACCUACCUGCCAUCGUGUUGGACCCCCGCGGUCGCCCACUCGACACCGCUGAGGUUAUCAACUCUCGUGCUCUUCAUCUACAAGCUAAAGCUCUUGAGGGUGGCUACGGACACGGUGCUGUCAUCGCACCCUACGCCCUAACUUCGGCCUACGGCUACAACGCUCCUCUGCUGGCUCACGCCGGCCUUGGCCACGCUGGCCUUGGCUACGCUGGUAACGGCCACUACCUGUACAAGCGCUCCUUGGGACACUACGCUGCACCAGCCGCCGCUGUAUCUCACCAAUCCCGUGUAGAUGUAAUCUCCAGACCCGCUGUGGUGUCACAUGCCGUGGCGCCUCUGGUGUCACAUGCCGUGGCGCCUGUGGUAUCUCACGCUCUCCCAGCUGCCGUCUCUCAUCAGUCCCGCGUUGACGUACACAGCAGCCCAGCCAUCAUCGCCCACUCCGCUAUUGCCCCCGCUGCCGUUGUUCCCGUAGCUCAGCAUGGUGUUUUAGCCAACAUCAACCAUGCCGCUGUCGCUCCUAUUGGCUACGCCGCCCCUUACAACUACGGCCAUGGCUACUACAACUCUGCCCCCUUGAUCCAAGCCUGGUAA
This is a messenger RNA of Arctia plantaginis, 666 nucleotides long. The record is from the annotation of a GenBank genome assembly. NCBI's taxonomy places the organism in Eukaryota, Metazoa, Arthropoda, Insecta, Lepidoptera, Erebidae.